UUGCUUUACAAUUCAUCAAGCCUCCACUCCUCUUGUUCCUUUACAACGACUUUCCACUUGCAAUCUCUUGCUUCACCAUUUAUAUUAAAGACCCCCUUCAGGCCUUCAAUCUCGGAGCACUUCUCACUUCUCUUCAGGCCAUGAGUCUGCUCAAUGUGGAGGCCACUGUGCGAGGUCUGGAUUCUGAGAGAAAGCAUUUGGCAUUAGAGAGUAAAGAAGAAGCCUUCUUUGAUUCACAAGGGUGGCUGGAUUCUGAUUGUGAAGAUGAUUUUGUCAGUGUGAAUGGAGACCUGACUCCUUCCAGGUUAAGCAGUCCAAACUUCCAAAUGAACAAGCAAUUCACAGUUCUUAAUUCCACCAUCGAGUCUUUUUCGCCAGAUGCUGCAAAAAGGAAGCUCUCGGAGCUUCUUCGAGACAAUGAAGUUGUACCAAACCAAAAACAAGUUCCAGAAUUCCUUGAGGUCGAUGCCAAUACUCUCCCACAGCUCAAUCAUCAGACCUUCAAACUCUCUGGAAUCACUUCCUGUUGCUGCAAUGCGGGGAAGCCGAGUGAAGAAUUCAAGGAGGAGAAAAAGAUGAAGGCUAACACCUGCUGCUUGCCCAGUUUGGCAUGCAGUUUUAGAUUGAAAGAAAGAAGGAAGCAGAAGAUGAGCUCUGUUGGCUAGAGUGCUUUUGGUAUUCUCACAUUUGUUCAACUACUUGGAGGUCCCGGCCAUGUAUACUUUACCUGUUUCUGCUACUGUGUAGAUAGAUAGAUAGAUAGAUAGAAUACAAAGUUAAAUGUUAAAAUUCUAUUAAUUAUGACUUGCCAAAAUCUUGAUUCAGUAAUGAACUAUGCUUUCAUUAUUAAUAAUAAUAUUAUUAUUACUCA
This is a messenger RNA of Zingiber officinale, 871 nucleotides long. RefSeq lists its product as uncharacterized. Lineage: Eukaryota; Viridiplantae; Streptophyta; Magnoliopsida; Zingiberales; Zingiberaceae. The record is from RefSeq and is a predicted model, not a curated record. The transcript has 3 exons. The coding region runs from base 141 to 665 and encodes 174 amino acids.